Ricinus communis (castor bean) is the source of this 2654-nucleotide messenger RNA. RefSeq names its product pentatricopeptide repeat-containing protein At2g01740. Gene Ontology annotation, molecular function: protein binding. Bases 224 to 1855 code for a protein of 543 amino acids. The record is from RefSeq and is a predicted model, not a curated record. The transcript has a single exon. Lineage: Eukaryota; Viridiplantae; Streptophyta; Magnoliopsida; Malpighiales; Euphorbiaceae.
CACUCCCGAAAAAAAAUGAGGUGAGACGCCGUUAAUCUGUCCAUAUAUUACUUCCUUCCCUCGCCCUAGUACUGUUUUUCGGAGUCAGAUUAUUUGGCUCCAUCUAUAGGGUUUAAGCUUAGUAGCCAACCCUCUUCGUUUCACUGCAAAAUCACAUCCUCGAGAAUAUUUUUUAAAGAAGUAAACAAAUAAAGAGAAACCUACACAAAUCUCCAUUAAAUGCAUGAACAGAAAAGCUUUAAAAUUCUUCUCUCACCUGAAGAGAAACUCAAAUUUCCCCAAAAACCCAUAUGAUUUCAACAAGCAGCUACACAUCCUCACUAACUCAUCAUGUGGUGACAUAUCUCUCAAGCUCCUAUGUUACUUCAUCUCUAAAGGGUACACUCCUUUACCAUCUUCUUUUAAUUCCAUUGUUUCAUUUCUUUGUAAAUUGGGUCAUAUUAGCUAUGCUCAAAAGAUGGUAACUGUAAUGCCAAAGAUGGGGUCUUUACCUGAUAUUGUAACUUAUAAUUCUUUGAUUGAUGGGUAUUGUAAAUAUGGUCAGGUCGAAGAAGCUUGUUUGACAAUUAAACGGAUUAGGAAUGCCGAGUGUAGGGUGGAUUUGGUAAGUUUUAAUGCGUUAUUUAAUGGGUUUUGUAAGAGGAAAAUGAAAGAAGAGGUGUUUAUCUAUAUGGGUUUAAUGUGGAAGUGUUGUUUACCGAAUGUGAUUACUUAUGGGACUUGGAUUGAUACGUUAUGUAAGGUAGGGGAUUUAGACACGGGGUAUAAGUUUUUUAAGGAAAUGAGAAAAGAUGGUAUUGUGCCAAAUUUGAUUGCAUUUACUUGUUUGAUUGAUGGAUACAGUAAGAUUGGUAAUUUAGAUUUUGCAUAUCAGUUGUAUAAGGAUAUGUGUAAAUCCAUGCAUUUGCCAAAUGUAUAUACAUAUGCUGCUCUAAUUAAUGGUUUUUGCAAACGAGGGAUGUUGGAAAGAGCAGAAUGGUUUUUUCUGAAAAUGCUGGAAGUCGGGAUUAUGCCCAAUUCAACUGUUUACACAUCAAUUAUAGAUGGGCAUUUCAAGAAAGGAAAUAUUGAUGUUGCCAUGAAGUACUUUAGUGAAAUGCGUAAAGAAAGCUUCAGGCUUGAUAUAGUGGCAUAUGGGGUAGUCAUAUCAGGACUUGUUAAUAAUGGUAGGUUAGAUAAAGUUUUGGAAGUUAUGGAAGAUAUGGUGAGGAAUGGAUUAGCUCCGGAUAAGGUGGUGUUAACAACACUUAUGCAUGCCCAUUUCAAGGCUGGAAAUACAAAAGCAGCUUACGGUGUGUACAGGGAAUUGUUGAACCGAGGUUUUGAGCCUGAUGCUGUAACUAUUUCAAGCUUAAUAGAUGGGUUGUGCAAAGAUGGACGUUAUCUUGAUGCUAAAGGGUAUUUUUGCAAGGAAAAGGCUAAUGAAGUUUCAUACACUGCACUUAUUGAUGGAAUAUGCAAGGAAGGGAAUUUAGAUGAAGUUGAGAGGGUUGUAAUGGAGAUGUCAGAAUCGGGGUUUGUUCCAGACAAGUUUGUCUACACUUCUUGGAUUGCUGAGCUGUGUAGACAAGGCAAAAUAGUAGAGGCCUUUAAGGUGAAAAAUAAGAUGGUCGAAGAAGGUAUUGACCUUGAUUUGUUAACAUAUAGCUCUCUGAUUUUUGGUUUGGCAAAUAAAGGAUUAAUGAUUGAAGCAAAACAGCUUUUUGAUGAUAUGUUAAAAAGGGGAAUUAUUCCUGACUCUAUGGUUUUUGAUAUUCUGAUUAGAGGAUACCUUAAGCAGGAUAACCCUGUUGCCAUCUCACAUUUGCACGAGGAAAUGAGAAGGCGAGGGCUUUUAACUAUAGAUAGUGAGUAGAUGGAAAAAGAAAUAAUGUUGCUGAUAGCAGAUAAAGCCUCUUGUGUACAUCUGAUGUGGCCAUUUCGAUAAACAAUAAUUGCUACUAAUUGGGGUUCUUCAUGAGAUGAAUGAACUUUAGCUGAAAUCAUAUUGAACAUGAAGAAUCACUUUAAAGCCUUAUUCCUUUCAGGGCGAGGAGUGAUUGCUGCUGCAACUUUUGUUUAAUCAGAUCCGCUCUGCUUAGCUUCUUGCUAAGUUCUGUGGUUGUUCCUAUAUAUGUGAAUAUAAUUGGACCUUAUAUUUUUUGUCUUUUUGAAGAAAUAACCAUUUCAUUCAGGAACCAAACAGAAGUGAAGCUUCUAUUUUGCCGUUUGAAAAAUAUCUAAUGAACAAGCUAUUUAGUUUUGAUAGGAAUUUGUCAGCAAGCAAGAAUCUUAUGUGCAGAGCCCAUCUAACUACAUAAAGAGGAAGCAGAAAUACAUGGAAUUUGACUUCCACAUAUUUCGUGAUAAGGUGACUGGCAACUCAUGGGAUUAUUGGAAAAACUGCUAAUUUGUGCAGUUCCGUAUUCCUGGUUACUGAAGGCAUGUUUACUGUUUGCUAUUUAGCUGUUAUUGCCAAGCUCGAGAAUGCCUCUUUGUGGCGCUAAAGGCAAUAUGCACUCCACUCCUGGCGAUCAAGCCUUGCAAUAAUGAAAUGAGUUGUAUUGAAUCUAAUGGAGUUUAAUAUUAAAUUGUCCUGACAAUGGUGAUGCAUACCUCCAGAAAUCUGUAAAGUUCAUUUCAUUUACCUUUUUAAUGAGGAUUAUAUGUUUCGA